AUGACUGCGCCGGGCAAGGGGUCGCGAUGGGGGGCCUUCCUCUCCUCGGCCUUUGAGGGCGUAGAGAAUCGCCUCGAUAACUUGCUUGAUGAGGAGGAGCAUCAAAAGUCCCAGGGACAGCCGUACCAUCAGCAGCAGGGAAUGACGGUGCCGCAGCCAUCACCGAGCCCCAAGCCUGCCACCACUGCUCCUGCCCACAAACCAAACCGCGCCAAUGAUCGUCUACAAGCUAGGCUGGCCAAGGCCAUGGCCUCGAGAACCUCACAAUCCUCCCCCCGAAGCUCCAUCGACACUGCCCGUGGCUCGGUCGAUAAGGAGCGCCCUGCCAGUACAGAACCGGUGAUCACCAAACCUCCACCCGAAACACCAGAGCCCAAGGCUGCUGAGCCUCAACCUCAGCCAUCCGAGCCCUCGUCCGCUGCCGAAACUCCUCCCGUUCCUGCAGAAGAUGAUGCAGUCACCUCGAAGGAGGACGAAAAAGACCAAGAAGUUCCGAAGCCAGCUACCUCCGAGCAGGCCACUGUCGACUCCGUUCCCAAAAUUCAUACACCAGACGACCCAGCACCAGAUGAGCCUGCAGCUCAGCCCGAACACGCCAUUCAGGAGCAGCAUGACGAGAAACCCGCCGAGACACCGAAGCCUGACACAGAAACCCCAACCGAGACUGCGCAAAGUGACCAAGACGCGAACCAAGCCAGUGCCCAUCGAGAGGAGAUUCAGGAAUACAUUGAACAAAUAGAUUCGCUACAGGCCAAGAUACAAUAUCUAUCAAAGAACGCUGCAGAAGCCGCCAAGAAGGCAGCUAAUGAUGCUCCUGCAGGGAGCGAAGAACGCAAACUCGCCGAAAAAGACGAGAAGAUUGCUCUACUGUUGGAAGAAGGACGAAAGCUCUCUACUUCGGAGCAAAAAUACCGAAACACAAUCCGAAAGCUGCGGUCGCAAAUAGUAGAAAACGAGAAGCAAGUCAAUGAGCUCAAGAAGGGCAAGGAGAAAGCCUUGUCCGAGGCCGAGUCGCUACGUAACCGUGUGAGCAGCAAGGAGGAGCAAGAGAAACGAAACGAGGAAGUGCGAAAAGCAAGUGCUGCUCUCCAAAAGGAGAUUGACACACUGAAGAAGGAGAAGGCAGCUAAGGAUGAGGCCUACAGGCGCCUAGAGCAAGAUUCCAAGACCAAGGCGGAGCAGGCACAGAUCGCUCAUACUGAGGCCCUCAGCAAGGCAUUGGCCGUUGAAAAGAAGCGGCAGACGGAGCUUGAGGAGACAAUUGCAACAUUACGAGCGGAAAAGGAGGCGUUGGCCGAGAAGGCGCGUCUAGAUGAGAUAGAUUGGCAGGCUAAGCUUGAUCGGGCCGUUGAACGCGGCCGCAACGUCGAGGAAGAGCUCAAACUGGAGCUGAGGGCGGCCGAGAGCAAGCUCGAGGCGAUGCGAGUAGCUGCUGAGGAAGCGUCCUCGGGCUCAGGAGGAGACAUCAAGCUGAUACGACACAUUGAGACCCUCCAGUCGCAGUACGCCUCGGCCAGCGAGAACUGGCAAGGUAUUGAAGCGUCACUUCUGACAAAGGCAGCCAACCUUGAGAAGGAGAGGGACGAGGCGCAACGGCGAGAGUCAGAGAUGCGGAAGAAGGCUCGAGACUCGGCCAGUCGAUGCAAGCGCCUCGAGGAUGAGCUGCAAGACGUAAGCCCUGCCCUCACGACCGCUCAAGAGGAGCUGGAGACAUGCCGCGAGCAACUUGCUACACUCAGGACCCAGCACAAGACAACCGAGACGGCACUUGAACAAGCCCGGGCCGACCUCGAGAAGCAGCAGCGAGCUGCGAGCCGGGAGAUUUCUGUCGAAGUCGAGCGACGACAAUGGGCAGAUGAGGUUACUACGCCCAGGACUCAGAGCCGCCCUGACUCGCCACUGCUCUCUGUUCCUCGAACCUUUAGCUCUGACCUCAUUGGCCUGCCUGUGCCAGGGAGAGCGCCUCGACGAGUUCCCACGCCUGGAAGCCAGCCCGAUAGUGCCGGCGAGGGUUUCUUUUUCGGUCGAAGAAUGUCGAGCCAGCCCCCGAUCCGGCCGAGUGCGCUGUCAACUGGCGGACCUAUGAUGCCGCCGCUGUCCCCCUUUGAACCGCCCAGCGAAUCGCCACGAGCAGCCUCUCCCCCACCAGAGAGGGAUUUCGGUCUUGAAGAUGGUGACCCUUCCUCCCCUCGUAAUGUGGCCCAAGACAUGAUUUCGGUGUCAACUGUUGGAGCUGGCCCAUCGGUGCAGCUUGUUGAGAGAAUGAGCGCCGCGAUCCGGCGGCUGGAGGCUGAAAAGGUGGCUGCUAAGGAAGAGAUGGCUCGUGUGUGCAGCCAGCGGGAUGAGGCGCGGUCUGACAUGGUUGGCCUGAUGAAAGAGCUGGAAACUGGCAAGAGUGCUACGGCGCGAGUGACUCAGCUCGAGGCCGAGGUUGAAGACCUCAACUCGCGAUACCAGACAACGUUGGAGAUGCUGGGCGAGAAGAGCGAGCUCGUCGAGGAGCUCAAGGCCGACGUGCAAGACGUCAAGGAGAUGUACAGAGAGCUAGUAGAGCGGACGGUGAAAUGA
This is a messenger RNA of Fusarium keratoplasticum, 2568 nucleotides long. Its product is annotated as TMF-TATA-bd domain-containing protein. The record is from RefSeq and is a predicted model, not a curated record. Bases 1 to 2568 code for a protein of 855 amino acids. Lineage: Eukaryota; Fungi; Ascomycota; Sordariomycetes; Hypocreales; Nectriaceae. Gene Ontology annotation, cellular component: Golgi apparatus; endoplasmic reticulum. The transcript is spliced from 3 exons.